Molecule: messenger RNA, 1872 nt
Organism: Neltuma alba
Lineage: Eukaryota; Viridiplantae; Streptophyta; Magnoliopsida; Fabales; Fabaceae
Product: putative pentatricopeptide repeat-containing protein At3g15200
Exons: 1
Coding region: 6-1685 (559 amino acids)
Biological process (GO): RNA processing; mitochondrion organization
Cellular component (GO): mitochondrion
Molecular function (GO): protein binding; mRNA binding
Source: RefSeq, a predicted model, not a curated record
GUCGAAUGCAAUGGCAUGACUUAAUCCCGCGUUCCCAACCAUUUCCGUUUUGGAUUAACCGGAGCCCCGCAGGUUGCCGCCGGAGCUGUGACGCCAAAAAUAUGCCGUGCAAGAUCCGGCCGCUGCUAACAAUAGCAUUACUCAAAUCUUCGUUCAACCUCCGCCUUACAGACUGUCACUGUCACCAUACUGUUCCAAAGUCUUUACUCUCCCACCUUCACAAAUUUAGUUAUCUCCGACUCCUACAGAACCCAAGUUCUGGAACUUUGAUUAGAGCUAGACAUCCCCAGCUUCUUCGAUUUCUGGGAAUCAUUGGCACAACUCGAUUCGUGCAUUCCGUUGCAGACUUUCGAGAUGCAUAUGAUGAAUCAGCUGUCUUCGUUCAGAAACUUCUAAAAUUCCGAAGGGACAAACCGACGGAGGAAAUCGAGCGAGCUCUCGAUCUAUCUAGGUUCGAGUUGAACCAUGAUUCUGUUUUGAAAGUUCUCAGGAGGCACCGUUCUGAUUGGAGACCAGCAGUGGUGUUCUUCCGCUGGGCUUCUAAGGCAGGUGCUAGAAGUCGGUAUACUCCUAGUUCUGAUGUUUACAACGAGAUUAUUGACCUUCUUGGGAGGGCGAAACGCUUUGAGGAACUGAACCAGGUGUUCGAUGAAAUGUCUAGGAGAAAGGGACUCGUAAAUGAGGUGACCUUUAGGAUUUUGCUUUCUAGGCAUGCUGCUGCACAUAAGGUAGAGGAAGCAAUUGAUAUAUUCUACAGGAGGCAAGAGUUCGGGAUGGAGCUUGAUUUGCCAGCUUUUCAGACGCUUUUGAUAUCUCUGUGUAGGUAUAAGCACGUGGAAGAUGCAGAGACGCUGUUUCGCAAUAAGAUAAACGAGUUUCCGCCGGAUAUAAAGACAUGGAAUGUCAUUCUCAAUGGUUGGUGUGUUCUUGGGAAUGUCUACGAGGCAAAGAGGUUCUGGAAAGACAUAAUGGCAUCUAGAUGCAAGCCGGAUCUUUUCACAUAUGGGACUUUCAUUAAGGCUUUAACACAGAAGGGGAAAGUGGGGACGGCUCUGAAGUUGUUCAGAGGCAUGUGGGAUAAAGGUAUGGUCGAACCAGAUGUUGUCAUAUGCAAUUGCAUCAUUGACGCACUUUGUUUCAAGAAGAGGAUUCCCGAGGCUCUUGAAGUUUUUCAAGACAUGAACAAACGAGGGUGUCUCACUAAUGUGGCAACUUACAAUUGCCUCAUCAAAUACAUGUGUAAGAUUGGACGUCAGGAAAAGGUGGAUGAAUUAGUAAAUGAAAUGUUACAGAGAAAAGGGAGCUGCAUGCCCAAUGCUGUAACUUACAGUUACCUGCUCACGUCGGUGAAGGGGCCGGAGGAAAUUCCAAUGCUGUUGGAGAUGAUGGAGAGAAAUGGAUGCACCAUGAAUGAUGACAUAUACAACCUGGUUUUAAGGUUGUACAUGGGAUGGGAUUCUGAGGUUGGAGUAAGAAAAACAUGGGAAGGAAUGGAAAAACAUGGGUGGGGACCUGAUAGGAGAUCGUAUACAAUUAUGAUUCAUGGUCACUAUGGAAAAGGGAGAACCAAGGAAGCUCUGCGUUAUUUCAGGGAGAUGACUUUAAAGGGAAUGGUGCCUGAACCGAGAACUGAGAAGCUCCUAAAUACCAUGAACUUAGAUGAAGCACAAAACAAGAAAACAUAAAUAGAGGCAUUGGAAAUCUUGGGUUGGGGGCAGUGUACCAGAGAUCUCUUAGCCCUAAGCAAUGCCUCCUUCAACUCGUAAUUAAUUUAAGAUAGUUGGAAGAAAGCAAGUAGUUGAUAGACAAGGAUGUCAUUGCUAAUCAGAAACUAGAAAUGGCAGAGAAGAACCACCAGUUCAACAUGGUUAA